UAUCACGGUACAAAAUAUUAUUUUAACGCUAUCUGCAGCUUCUGGUUUGCUUCCGAAUGUUAAUUAGGAGGUGUGUUUAUGAGAAUACUUCAAAGGAGGAUAUUCCAAAGCUGUUUCCGGAUGAAGUUCUGCCUGAAUUGCAAAAACUGUUGACACUUCUGUUGCAGAAGUUUCAGCUCGAGUGGCAAGAAGAUGUGAUGAAAGAUCAAAAUAUUGUGCCUAGAUUAAAGGCGAUGACAUGGAAUAUGACAAAUCUGGAGAAAGGAUCAGCAGACCCUGCAGCGGUUAUUGAUUUGAAGCUUCAAAAUGUUGGUCCAUUUCAGUCGGGAGUUCAAGAUGUAAAGUUCCAGUUGGCUACAGAUUCUAUAGGUAUGAUGCUGAAAACCAUGCACUGUAUUAGAGACCAGUUUUCUACCAUGGUAAACAUUAGACUGCAGUUAGAACUUUUAUCCAGAUUGGAUUUUAUAAUGAGCUCGCUAUAUGUUGUCAGGAUGAGGCACUAAAUGGGCAUUAGCACCAGUAAACUGAAGGAGUUUCUUAGAACUUGUUUUUACAAGGAAUGGUAUGUUUGACUAAUUUGUUGCAUUUUGCUUUUAGAUUUACUCAGUAUGCUUGUUAUUGAAAAAAAUUGGCCAAAUUUAAAGUGCUGAAGUACUUGUGUUUGAGAACUUAACUUGAGCAC
Messenger RNA from Vigna umbellata (rice bean), 682 nucleotides. The record is from RefSeq and is a predicted model, not a curated record. NCBI's taxonomy places the organism in Eukaryota, Viridiplantae, Streptophyta, Magnoliopsida, Fabales, Fabaceae.